Messenger RNA from Cannabis sativa, 978 nucleotides. RefSeq lists its product as uncharacterized. The record is from RefSeq and is a predicted model, not a curated record. NCBI's taxonomy places the organism in Eukaryota, Viridiplantae, Streptophyta, Magnoliopsida, Rosales, Cannabaceae. The transcript has a single exon. Bases 1 to 978 code for a protein of 325 amino acids.
AUGGGCAGUGAUGACAUCAUGGUCAAUCAUCUUGUUGCUGAUCUGAGUUCUACCUUUGCCUUAAAAGAUCUUGGGUUUGUCAACUAUUUUCUGGGAAUUCAGGUUGUUCCUACAGCAGAGGGUAUUCUCCUUUCUCAAACAAAAUACUUGCAAGAGAUUCUUUGCAAAGCUGAUAUGCAAAAUGUCAACACACAAAAUACCCCAAUGAAUAGUGGCUUGAAGCUCUCCAACUAUGGUAGUGAACCAGUCAAGGAUGCCACUCUCUAUCGAUCCAUUGUUGGAGCCCUUCAAUAUGCAACUGUGACAAGGCCUGAAAUUGCAUACUCUAUCAGCAAAGUAUGUCAAUUUAUGCAUCAGCCACUUUUAUCACAUUGGAUGGCAGUCAAGAGGAUUCUCAGGUAUCUUGCAGGUACACUUGAUUAUGGCCUUCUCAUCAAGCCAGCUCCUGAUUUUUCCAUUGAAGCCUUUUGUGAUGCUGAUUGGGCUUCGGAUCCCGAUGAUCGGAGGUCCACAACAGGGUAUUGCAUUUAUUUUGGAAAGAACUUAGUGCACUGGAAAUCUCAGAAACAAACAACCAUCAGCCGGUCCUCUACUGAGGCUGAGUUUCGAAGCUUGGCAAGUGUAGUCACUGAAGUUACUUGGCUGCAAUCAUUACUUCAGGAAUUACAUGUUUCAUCUCCUGGUGUCCCUUCCAUCUGGUGCGACAAUCAAAGUACAGUACUUCUUACAGCCAAUCCAAUUCUUCAUGCUCGCACAAAGCAUAUUGAGUUGGAUUUAUACUUUGUUCGAGACAAGGUUUUACAACAUCAGAUUCAAGUCAAACAUGUGCCUUCCCAUGCUCAAUUGGCUGACUGCUUAACUAAACCUAUCUCCAGCUCCUUGUUCAGUAGUAUUCGAUCCAAACUCAGUGUUGUUUCUAAAGCUACACUGAGUUUGGUGGGGCCGCAAGGAAUAUCAACAGUCCAAGGAGUUAGUUAA